CCUGUAUCCUGAGGCUAUGAUGAAAAUGGUCACUUUGUCGCUGACCCAAUUGAUUAGGAUUGGGUCAACACAUACUGUAAUGUGGCGGGGCAGGCAUGCCAACGAGCAUCUCUGCAGCCAUUGCGUGUCGGAACUCAGAACAAUCAUCCCCAGCACUCAAAUGAAUUGAUGAUGUCAAAGGGCAUGCGCUAUGCCAACCAAAUUUCCUUCCAAGCAUGUUUGGGUCAAACAUGACGUUGAACUUGGGCAUGGAUUUCAAGAUUUCCUAUGAACAAGUCUGUAGAUCCAUGGGGAUUUCUAAGGGUGGUUGUCCAUCUCAGAGUGUCAAUGAUUUCCCAAAAUAAAAAGAUCCUUAAUAUGUUUAUAAUGCAUAUACCAUCUGUCUUUUCUUCAUCAACAUAUCGGCAAUUGGACGGGGCUCAUGCAACCACUAUAGUCAGUGCUAAACUGCUAAUGGCACCUCAGUGACUGGUAAAACAGUGAUGUUUGUUUAUGUGAGUCUGUGUGCAUGGAUAAUUGGUCUGCUGAUGGCUGGGUGGUCUGGGAUUAUGAUAUUUUCUUUAAAACAUAGUGUUAGGGAAGGAGUAGUUCACGUUUUGAUUCAUCUCGGUAGGGCUCAAGAUUUUGGUAGGCUGUGACGAUGACUGCAUAGAGUUUUAUGGGUAGAUGAAAUCUGUGCCGUAUCUUGGCAGGGCAAAUGCAGAUGAAACUGAGAAAUGCAGCCAUGGCGGUCUUUUUCUUUCACCGUCUAACAUUAAAGGAUCUGAGCCUCCAUAGUUUCUUACAAUUAUUACUCCGUAUAUACGGAGUAUUCAACUUCUCUGCCUUCAUUACACCCUCUCCUCCUCAAACCAAACACACCUUUACCAUUUGGAGUUUUGGUCAAAGAAGAAAUGAACAUUGAAUGAGGUUUGCAGAGAGACUUUGGUUUCUUGAAGGGCGGUUGACCCUCUCUGCUAUGCCAUUGAUUUCAUCUCCAAAAAUUAACAGCCCUUUUGUGGAUUGGAAGACGUACUUCAGGUUCUGUUGUUCUGAUGCUUACUUCCUGUUUCCAUUUGUGAUGAUGAUGAUGAUGAUUAUGAUAAUGAUUUCAACAACAACAACAAUAAUUUCAAUAAUGAUCUUCCGCUCUUUUCUCUUAUACUUUUGUACACCUGUAUCCUGAGGCUAUGAUGAAAAUGGUCACUUUGUCGCUGACCCAAUUGAUUAGGAUUGGGUCAACACAUACUGUAAUGUGGCGGGGCAGGCAUGCCAACGAGCAUCUCUGCAGCCAUUGCGUGUCGGAACUCAGAACAAUCAUCCCCAGCACUCAAAUGAAUUGAUGAUGUCAAAGGGCAUGCGCUAUGCCAACCAAGCUCUUCUUUCUGGAUGCUCAGCUGGAGGUCUUGCUGCCAUAUUACACUGUGAUGAAUUCCGCAAUUUAUUUCCACAAAACACUAAAGUGAAUUGCUUAAGUGACGCUGGGCUCAUCAUGAACGCGUAAUAAUUCUUCCCCUCCCCAAGUUCUUAAGAGGUUUAUUCUGAGAGGGCCCACUACAAGCAUCGAUAAUUUAAAAAUACUAACUAUUCGAAUCGAUGAUACAUUUCUUUAUUUCGUCUGCCAUGGGGAAACCUGUCCGUUGAUGGCAUGGCAAUCCAGGAUUGCAGCCACACGGGUCGUCUUCUUAACCAUGGAUGACUUUUAAACACAGAUCUGAGACUCAAUCUGAGGAUGGCAUAUUGUGAUUGGUUCUCAAAUUGCCCCGGCAAAUGCAGAUGAAACUGAGAAAUGCAGCCAUGGCGGUCUUUUUCUUUCACCAUCUAACAUUAAAGGAUCUGAGCCUCCAUAGUUUCUUACAAUUGUUACUCCGUAUAUACGGAGUAUUUAAGUUCUCAGCCUUCAUUACCCCCUCUCCUCCUCAAACCAAACACACCUUUACCAUUUGGAGUUUUGGUCAAAGAAGAAAUGAACAUUGAAUGAGGUUUGCAGAGAGACUUUGGUUUCUUGAAGGGUGGUUGACCCUCUCUGCUAUGCCAUUGAUUUCAUCUCAAAAAAUUAACAGCCCUUUUGUGGAUUGGAAGACGUACUUCAGGUUCUGUUGUUCUGAUGCUUACUUCCUGUUUCCAUUUGAUUGGGUCAACACAUACUGUAAUGUGGCGGGGCAGGCAUGCCAACGAGCAUCUCUGAAGCCAUUGCGUGUCGGAACUCAGAACAAUCAUCCCCAGCACUCAAAUGAAUUGAUGAUGUCAAAGGGCAUGCGCUAUGCCAACCAAGCUCUUCUUUCUGGAUGCUCAGCUGGAGGUCUUGCUGCCAUAUUACACUGUGAUGAAUUCCGCAAUUUAUUUCCACAAAACACUAAAGUGAAUUGCUUGAGUGACGCUGGGCUAUUCAUGAACGCGUGGAGUUCAAGCAUUCCUCGAUUCAUCACGCGUGAGACAUACAUGAGAACAGAGAUGGCAACUACGGGAACAAAAGAUGUCAAGGGUUCGAAACCCUAGCACCCGUCUAUGGGUCUCCAUGGUAUGAAGCAACAUUUAGUGAUGGAGGAACCAAAAUAGAGAUAAUCUUGAGAAGCUACCACGAGCGACCACUUCAAGAUGAAGAGCAACUUAAACGAAGCCUAAUCUAAAAAAAUCUAGAUUUCGAUCUGGGCAGCGUGAUCUAGGCAUGGGCGUGGGCUGCGUGGAGGGUCGGGCUGUGAGGUUUAGGCAGUGUGUUGGGCUGCCAGGUUUGACCUGCGGCUAAGAUCUGUGGGUCUCCCAAGGGAGGGUGUUGCUUUCGUUUGGUGGGUGACUCAAGGUUGCUGACUUGGUUUUGGAUGAGACCUUAGACACCUUAUUCAAGUUUUGCAAAGCCAUUGGUAUUUUAUGCACCUGAUGAAGACUAUGGCUAAUGGUUGUAAAUUUAACUAUAAUUUGCUGGUAUGAGGGAUAUCAUGAUGGCAAAUGGGGAUGUUAGUGACUGUAGACCAACAUCUGAGGCAAAUCUGUUAGCAUCACAUCUUGACCGCAGCACAAUCAACACUUUGCCCCGACCAUGUGAAGUGGAUUUAUUCAUCGCUGGCCCUCCAGCCCUCCUUCUCAGGGGUUUUUUUUAUUGAACAGGCACAAUCAGAGUUCAGUGAGUGAUGUUCAAUGCAUAAUACUUCAAGCCCAAGUUUCUGCUCAUUGAAAAUGCCCGGAAUCUCAUUUCAUUUGAUAAUAUGAAGCCAUUUCAGCUAAUUAUAUCUUCACUUUUUGAAACGGGUUAUCAGUUAUAUAGAUAUAAUCAUAUAAUGUACACCUGUCUUAAAAAAAGAUUAUAAUGUCAAAGUUUCUUUGUCUAGAAAAUAAAGUAGCAAACUACUUUUUAGUGUAAUAUGUCAUACAAAAGACACAAACACGUUACAUAUGCUAAAUUUAAUCAAACAAUUACUAAUUUCUUUCAAAAACAUGUGUAGGGUUCAUGAUCCACAUAAACAGCCUGUUUUUUUCCUUAAAAAGAAAUACUCAUUUAUGUGUGUUGUUAAGUAUUAAUCAUACAAACUUAUAAAGCAUCAUAGUGCUCUUCCCAUAGAAAAGUGUGUGGGUGUGUAUUGUGAACUGUGCGUGCAUAUCUAGAUUCUGGUGUAACUUCAACGUGACUAGAGUUCUUUUUUUCUUUCUUUAUGUGCGGGCAGGUAAGGUUUGGAGUACUCCUGGAAGCGGUAUUCUUUGGUGCAGGACAAUUUGGGACUAGUGACAAUCUUUUGGUUCCAAAUAUAACAAGACCCACUGCAUGCAAUAGCUUGGAGUUGAGGCAAUAUUGGCAACACUACUACGUACAUUUUUUCUUCCUUCAUGUAUGACAAUGCCUGAACAUUGCAAUAGUAUGUUUGGAGCAACUAUUGGCAUAGGUCACAGUUUUAUGAACUUGGGAGUUAAGAUUCUUU
Cuscuta campestris is the source of this 3890-nucleotide messenger RNA. The record is from the annotation of a GenBank genome assembly. NCBI's taxonomy places the organism in Eukaryota, Viridiplantae, Streptophyta, Magnoliopsida, Solanales, Convolvulaceae.